AUGGGCCUAGAUUAUCUCAUGGUGCAUUUGACAUACAACAUCCCACUCGCAGUGGUGAUGACAUUGGCUUACUGGCCUUUCUAUACAAAGCUGGAUUUAUACAGAAAUAGCAACACUUAUUACGGUCUACCCUCUUCAUCCAAUAUUGCGGUUAUAUCAAACAUUCCCUGGGACUCCUAUCUUAUCAGGACUCGGAUCUUGACAUAUCCACCAUAUGCGAUACUAGGACCAAGCAUAUGCUUGAUCCCCAUCGAGGAGGUUUCCUUCUUCGUCAUUCAGACAUACAAUACAAGCCUGUUGUACAUUAUUCCAACAAAGCGCUUUGUUAUGCCUAUGUACCUUGGACCGCAAGAUGCACUGAAAAGAAAUCUAGGGAUUGUCAUUAUUGGCUCGAGUCAAUUUUCGGGACUGGCUAGUGUAUAUCAUGGUGGACGGUAUACCUACCUAGGACUCAUUCUAGCUUGGAUCUGCCCAUUCAUGAUGAUUCAAUGGCUGGUGGCCUAUCGGUUUAUUGUACGACUUCCACUUCGAGAGGUAUCUCUGGCGGUCUGUAUACCCACUCUUUUUCUAUGGGUUGUAGACACAAUCGCCUUGGGAAAGGGGACAUGGGUGAUUGAGUCAGCCACUAAGUUAGAUAUUCAACUCUGGGGGAGUCUGGACAUCGAGGAAGCGAUAUUCUUCGCUGUAACAAACAUCAUGAUUGUGCUUGGCGGAAUUUCCAUCUUAUGGACAGCUCUUCGCGCACUAGGCGAUGCAGUGAUGAGACUCAAACAGCGCAGCCAGAGUAUGUACAUGGGUAGUGCCAUGUUUGAAGGUCAACUUCGCAUUGACUUGAUCUUUUUAUAUUCAUUUUGCCGAGUGGUAGAUGAUCUAGUGGACGAAGCACCAGACAGCAGUACGGCACGGUCUGUGAUUCAAGAGAGUGCACUGCUUCUUGAGCAGAGAUACGCAGGAAAGAACAAGGCGAAGAGCAUACAAUCUGACCCAGCCCUGCUAUCGUCCAUCGAGCAUCUUCCUGUUGAAAGGCUGUCGAUCGAACCACUUCAAGGCCUGUUGAAAGGCUUCGAAACAGAUCUCGAAUUCAACACCAGCAACACCAAAUCUCCUAUCUUAACCGAAUCAGGUCUCGAGAGAUAUGCCUACCCUGUCGCGCACAACCGCCUACGAAACCUUGAAAAACACACGCACCAGCAGACGAUCACCGCAGGCGCACUCAUGGGCCAAGCACUCCAAUACGUUAACAUCGCCCGAGACACUCAACGCGAUGCAGAAAUCGGGCGCGUGUAUAUACCCACAACCUGGCUAGAGGCGAAAGGGCUCACACCAGCCAAGGUUCUGGAUUGUCCCACUGAUCCACAAAUACAGACGGAUGAGUGGUAUAUCAUGACAGACGCGGCAAUCGGGAGGCUUCCAUUGGAGGCCCAAGUCCCCAUCCGCGUCACGGUGAAGAGUAAUAUGGAAAUUGGGAGAUCGUUGCGGCAGUUGAACGAGCUGCGGACAAACGGAAAGAUGGAAGUCCCGCUGUGGAGGCGACUGAAAGUGGCCUACCGUGCAUUGGCCGAUGGUAUGUAG
Aspergillus eucalypticola CBS 122712 is the source of this 1572-nucleotide messenger RNA. RefSeq names its product phytoene synthase. Lineage: Eukaryota; Fungi; Ascomycota; Eurotiomycetes; Eurotiales; Aspergillaceae. Gene Ontology annotation, molecular function: intramolecular lyase activity. Gene Ontology annotation, biological process: biosynthetic process. Bases 1 to 1572 code for a protein of 523 amino acids. The transcript has 10 exons. The record is from RefSeq and is a predicted model, not a curated record.